AUGGACAAUUCAUCUUAUAAUAGCACUAAUAUGGCUGUGCCCGAGGCUCUUAUGCGAUCGCUGCAUGAGGUGCUCGCCAGAAACACUUCUAUGCCGCCUGACUUUCUCUCUUCUUCUUCUCCCGAAGAGCUGAGCGCUCACCUAUUUCCCUUGAUUUUCGAUAGGUCUAUUUCUCUUGUCUCCCGGAUGAUUGUUUUAAAAGUGUACACUUUUUAUUCUUUUUCUGUGCCCUCUGAUUUUUCUCUCCUUCUGAUCCGCGAGCUCACAGUGGACUCUAACUCUCCUGCAUGGAUCAACGAGCUGCUGAGCGCAUGCAUACACUUCUCAAUCAACUCACCAGACGCUCUGAAGAUGUUGCAGUCUCCUAAUGUGUUCCUGGCGGUCCAGGCUGUCUAUCGCGUGUGCCCGUAUAAGUCUGUGCUUAUUCUCAUCAGGCUGAUCAACCAGGAGCUGUUUUCGUACCUCGAUGACUCUCUUUUUAACUCGUCAUUACUGCAAAUGACAACGGGAAUAAUCCACACAAAUGUGCUAGUGCUGCUAGGAUAUGCCGAAGGGUACAGACAAAGAUCGCUUCCGAAUAUACCAGAAGAUGCGUCCUUGGAAGGACAGAAAGUGCACACCCAGUUCUCCAACUGCAUUCUUGGGGACAUAUUCAUAUCCCUUCUAAAACACAUGCAUUCUCCCUUGGUGCUUCCUCUGAUAGGAUUCUUAGCUGAAACGAGCAAAGGUGCGCUGAAGUAUCUUGAGUCUUCACCCGCAAUCGUCAAAGCCAUAAAAGAAGAGUACACAAAGGGGCCUGAGAAAGAGAGAAACAUUCUGCGAAUCAACCACUUUCUAAUCCCAAUCCUGCCUAAGUCCAAGAAGAUAGUGACGUCUCUAGCCGAGGCUGGGCUCAUAGAUGCAAUAGUAGACGCGAUCGAGAACAAUAUGAAAAAGGAAAUAUUCACAGCAGAAACAGUUUCAUCCUUCUGUGUCUUGAAAAUAUUUGCACGAGACGCGAAAGUAACAGCAAACUACUUGACCACGUACAGAAUAACAAACCUACUCGAAAAGAUGGCAAAAACAGCACACAAGCACUACAGAGAAGAAGGGUACGAUGAAAUUGUUCUGUCGAUCAAUGAAUACUUCCUGCUGAUGGGAAACCUGGUCAUUUUCAACAAAGAGUGGAAACAGACUGCAGUACAGUCGGUAGUUCCAGAGAUAGUGAAGUAUCUGUCCGUUGAAAGCUUUGCAGAAAACUCGCUAAAAUUUUUGUGCUCUCUUCUGUUCGAGUGCUCGCCUGAUCUGAUAAAAUCCCUGGUCACUGAGCUGCCCAUAGCAGAAAUAAGAGGCACAGAGGGAGGGAUAAAAGAGAAGAUGCACUUCAUAGGAAUACUGAAGAACAUUCUGUCAAACACUGACUGUCUAGAUGACUCUUCUGAUUUGAUAGAGCAAAUACUCGCAGAGGUGCUGAUAAUCAAUGAAACAAUAAAGGAAAUAAUCAGAGAGAACAAAAAAGAAGUAAAAUUAUUGCCCAAGCUGUGCAGUGAUAUACUACUAGUCCUGUCCAAUGCAGCCAUUGUGUCAAAUACGCACAGGCUAGACCCCAGUGUGAUAGAUCUAUCAAUAGAAGUGCUGUCGCACUCAGCAGACACGAGAGUGUUUGCAUGCUUCCUGUCGUAUCUGGAGAACAUUCUCUACCUUCCAACAGAAAAUGUCUCCAAGCCAAGCGAAACAGCCGCCAAAGAGUAUAUGGAGCUGCCAGAGAGAACAGUAAACCAAAUAGCAGAAAUACUGAAAAAAGAGCAGAAAAAAGAUGCAGAAAUCGACUUUCGGAUAACCAAACUGAUCCCAAAAAUAUCACAGAACAAAGCAGCGCAGGGUGAAGAUACCACUUUAAAUCAGAAUAAAUAA
Nematocida minor is the source of this 1893-nucleotide messenger RNA. RefSeq lists its product as uncharacterized. Lineage: Eukaryota; Fungi; Microsporidia. The transcript has a single exon. The coding region runs from base 1 to 1893 and encodes 630 amino acids. The record is from RefSeq and is a predicted model, not a curated record.